AGUCCACCGGCCCUGCAUUGCGGGAGGCUUGACGGGGGGAUAACUUGUCGCUCCCGUGCGUGUGCGCGCUCACAAGCCGCACAGCAAGUGACGGCCGCUCACGUUACGUUGAUUGGCACCAUUCGCUUGUUGUUGUUUGGAGGAAAACGGCCACAUGAAAAGUUUAGCGAGCGCGGUGCACUUUGGCGAGAUGCCCCCCGCCGCCGCCGCCGCCCGGACGCUCACUCGCCCCUAUGGAAUAUAGUCCCGCUGUCCACGGUGCCCAUGUUGUGCCAGCACCCCACGUGAAGAACAAAGUGUUCGUCUUGUGCAUCAUGCUGUCCCUGUGGGUCUACAUGAUCUACUGCUGCUUGGGCUCCAGCUCGGCCGUGCCCGGGUUCGGGGCGGCGGCGCGUCCGUCCCGCGACUUGCUCGACGACGCGUCGGACGGCAGAGGGGACGAGUGGGACGACGGCGACGGCGACGUCGACGCCGCGGCGGCUUUCCUCAAUGAGUCGGCGAGUCAAAAGUUGCCCCGGGCCAUCAUCAUCGGCGUGAAGAAAGGGGGCACGCGCGCCCUGCUGGAGUUCCUGCGGCUGCAUCCGGACGUGCGCGCGGCGGGGGCAGAACCGCACUUCUUCGACCGCAACUACCACAAGGGCCUGGACUGGUACAGACAAUUGAUGCCAAAGUCCUCCGAGGGUCAGCUGACCAUGGAGAAGACGCCCAGCUACUACAUCACCAAGGAGGUCCCCGCUCGUAUCUACACCAUGUCUAGAGACACCAAGCUGAUCGUGGUCGUCCGAGACCCCGUCACCCGAGCCAUCUCGGACUACACGCAGACCCGCUCCAAGAAGCCGGACAUCCCGUCUUUUGAGAGCUUGACCUUUAAGAACACGUCGGCGGGCGUGAUCGACACGGCGUGGAGCGCCGUUCAGAUCGGCAUGUACGCCAAGCACCUGGAGCGUUGGCUCCACUACUUCCCCAUGGAGCAGCUGCUGUUUGUCAGCGGCGAGCGGCUCAUUAGCGACCCCGCCCUGGAGGUGGCGCGGGUCCAGGAUUUUCUCGGGCUCAGGCGAGUGGUCACCGAGAAGCAUUUCCACUUUAACCCAGCAAAGGGCUUCCCUUGCCUAAAGAGACCAGAGGGCCACAGCAAACCUCACUGCCUGGGCAAAACCAAAGGCAGAACCCAUCCUAACAUUGAUCCGGGGGUGGUGCAGAGACUACGGGAGUUCUACAAACCAUUUAACAGGAAGUUUUACCAGAUGACGGGUCAUGACUUUGGCUGGGACUGAGAAGAAGACGAGAGCAGCAAGGCUAGUUCAUUGACUUUCGUGUGUGUGUAUUUUUAUUUUUUAUAGAGUUAUAUCAUCCAGAAGGUGUAGAGAGUAUAUUUGCCAGCUAUGUAUAGAGUUCAGAAGUUUAUUUUAUGAUAAUUUAUUGCUAUUAUAUGAAAUUCCUAAGCUGUGUAAGCAGGUUUACUCUCGAUCAGGGAUCCUCACACUGUAGUGCGUGCACCCCUGAGGGUGACUGUUUUGUUUCAUUAUUUUACCUUCCAUUGCAUUUUGCCCCAAGUAAAAAGGUUAAAUACAUUCAUUUCUUUACAAAAAAUAAAAACAAUAAUAAUAUUGGAGGGUAUGUACAGUACCCUAAAUGCAACUUCGCUGCUGCCGGUCGUCCCGUCAAAUCAACCAUCCAGCUCUGGCAUCUAAUUGUGGCACGUAAAUUACAUAUUGUAGAAAUAUUCUGUCAGCUGUUUUGACUGUGCUUUUAAAUGGGUUUCGCUGCUUGUUUAACGUGUCUGUAGGCUCCCGAGUCACUCGACCCCUUUUAAGCCACGCCCCACAAAAAUCUGAAAAACUGAAAUGACGAAAAACUAUUUCGCCACAAUUGCGUACUACAGUUUUCAGUCUUUGCGCAUGUUUUCAUCAAUUAUCUUCAAACGUAUAUUAUCUCUGACAUCACUUUACAUGGCCUUUGUUUUUUGUGCCGUCUCUCUCAUAAUGGGGGUGCGUGACUUCACAAGUUUGGCAAAGGCUGCUCUAGAUCGACCAAACAAUUUUAUUCCUCAAAGCACAAUGUUGUUACGGGUAUUUCAAGCAAGGACAUUUAGAUUUUUUUUUUUAGCCUUCAUUUUCAAGUUUUGUGUCAGUUCUUUCCAUUCAUUUUUUAAAAAGCUCCUUUUGGGCUCACUUCAACCUGACUGAGCUCCAACUAGUAAUAAUAAUAAAAUCCCCUUAACAUCUGCUUGACCCUCAGUAAACCGUGGACUCACUUAGUAAGGUCGAUGCGGGCCUCCGAUGAUCCAGUGUCACUCGGCUCGGUCGAUCAAUACGGUAAUAGCUCUUCAUCACGUCAAUUAGACCCGACGGAUGGCGCAAGCGCAAUCGCUGGAGCUCCGCAAUAAAACACAGAUCCAUUAAUGCUCGUCAGGUUAUGGCUGACCUUUAAGCCCGAUUCAAUUUUAGAUCAUAAUUUCACAUUUCCUCCGCAUAGUUUUGGGCUCUCAAACAUUUCCACAACACAAUGCAUUCGAGGCUCCAGUCCUCCCAUGUUGGGACGAUUCCACCUGUUUUCCAAAGAGCUGCAUAACGUCCGUUUGGAAACCAAACUGAAUCAAUGCUUUUAUCACAGGUGACAUCACAUGUGACAGUUACGCCCUUGUCCAUGAUGCUUUAGUUGAUGGAGAGUCCACCACGUAGUCUGCUAGGGGGUGGGGGGGGGGGAAAUAAGCUUUAUGUAUGGUUGAGUUUUAUUCAACACACAAACAUUUGCUCAAAUAAAUGCCAUUCCCUGUUGUCGUAGAGGCACUAUUUUGCUGUAUGCAUCGUUUGAACAUUGGAAUGAGGCAAGUUAAAUGGUGUACUUUUUAUGACGUAAUAAAUAUGUUUUACAAAAAGUG
This is a messenger RNA of Phyllopteryx taeniolatus (common seadragon), 2881 nucleotides long. RefSeq names its product heparan sulfate (glucosamine) 3-O-sulfotransferase 3B1a (gene hs3st3b1a). The record is from RefSeq and is a predicted model, not a curated record. NCBI's taxonomy places the organism in Eukaryota, Metazoa, Chordata, Actinopteri, Syngnathiformes, Syngnathidae. The coding region runs from base 234 to 1274 and encodes 346 amino acids. Gene Ontology annotation, molecular function: [heparan sulfate]-glucosamine 3-sulfotransferase activity. The transcript is spliced from 2 exons.